AUCAACCAAACACCAGCAUUCGCAUGUUGACAUGAAACUCACUGUUUACACAUACUCGUACAUGCAAAAGGCAUCUUCGACUACGUGCCUGCCAUAUGGGAGAUAGCGGUAGCGAAAGGCCCGCAAUAACAAGAGCUGCUCCCUGCCGCGCGAUAUCCAAGUCCAGAUGCCUCGGAGCUGCUUGGGGGGCCGUUGACGGACUUUGCGUUCGAAAGCUUGUGUGGAUUGCUUCACAAUGAUCCCGCCAGCCGUGGCCCGCCUCUCCAGGGUAUGGUUUCCGAGCGGCGGUAUCGCUGUAUCCGGCGUCGAAGAUGGCCACGCGAAGCUGAUCCGUGCGGGCUUCCUACGCCCAUCGCAUGCUGGCAUGUUUCACAUGCUGCCCUUGGGUCGGCGAGUUCAGGACAAGAUCGAACGGCUUGUCGCGGGCCACAUGGAAGAAUCGUUGGCUGCGUCGAGAGUCUCGUUGUCCUCCAUCUCUGCCGAGGCUCUGUGGGAAAAAAGUGGCCGCCUCCAGAAUGUCGCCUCCGAGCUAUUCAGGUUCUCUGAUCGCAGGGACGUGCCCUACUUGCUUUCACCCACGCACGAGGAGGAAAUCACAGCACUCGUGGCCCGGACGGUCAAGUCGUACAAGGAACUUCCUCUCCGCCUGUACCAGAUCACGCGCAAGUAUCGGGACGAGUUCCGCCCACGGCACGGACUCCUCCGCGGACGAGAGUUUACCAUGAAGGACUUGUACACCUUUGACAGCAGCGUCGAGUCGGCCCUGGAAACAUACGAAAAAGUGCGUGCUGUCUACACCAGAAUCUUUUCCGACAUCAAGUUGCCCGUCCUGUCGGCCAAGGCCAGCUCCGGCGAUAUGGGAGGCGACCUGAGUCACGAGUAUCACCUGCCGACGCCGCUCGGCGAGGAUCGGGUCGUCAGCUGUGACAGCUGUGACUACGUGGUCAAUGAGGACAUUGCCCACCCGGGCGCGCCUCAAGAUGUUCCUGAGGGCGCAUCCUUCCAGGUCUGGCGAGGCAUCACCAAGGACCGGACGAAGUUGGUCAAUGUGGUGUAUCCCCGGUGGAUAAAACCGCUGGGUGGCGGAGAGUUGCGCGAGUACACGGACCAGGACAUCAACUUGUCUGCCGUGAAAUCUGCCGUUCCGGACCUGGACGCCGGGGUAGAAGAUCCUCUUCCCUUCUGGUCGGCCGCCACGGCUCCCGGGACAGGGACGGCAACCGAGCUGGUCAAUGUCGUGGACAGCCGCCUCUGGCCGUCCCUGGGUGGUGGCUCAGAGGCCGUUGCACUGGGUGCCUCGGGCUGGCCAGCAACUCUGAGUCCGCCAGCAGUGCCGUUGUCCGUUUCCUCUCGCCACACAACCGGCUGCGACCGUCAACCGCUCAACCUCUUGCGAAUCCGCACCGGUGACAAAUGUCCCCAAUGCUCAUCGGGUACCUUGAAGGUGGAGAAGGCCAUGGAGCUUGGUCACACGUUCUUCCUCGGGACGAGAUACUCGGCGCUGCUCGGAGCUGUGGCCUCUGUACCUCCAGCUCGGCAACCGUCCCCAAUGCAGAUGGGAUGUUACGGGAUCGGUAUCUCCCGCCUCAUCGGUGCGGUCGCCGAGCAUCUGGCCGAUGAUACGGGCUUGAACUGGCCCGUAACUAUAGCGCCGUACUCAUGUGUCGUCAUUGCCGGAAAGGACGCCGAGGAUUGCGAAGCUAUGCAAGUGUGUAACCUCAUCAACGAUGUUUCUUCCAGCAAUGCGUUUUUCGAUGUUGCACUCGACGACCGGCCAAGACCGUUGCCUUGGAAGAUGACAGAUGCCGAUCUCAUUGGCUUUCCAGUUAUUAUCUUGCUUGGCAGAGAGUGGCGCUCCUCUAGGCGAGUCGAAGUACAGUGCCGCAGGGUAGCACUGAAGCAACUGGUGGAGGUGGCAGAGUUGCCAAGUAUGUUGACGCAGUUAUUCAAGUCGCUAUAGCGUGCUAGGAAAUACAAUGAUCACUGUAGUAUAUAAUGAAAGUUAGGCACUUAUUAGACUAGCUAGACAGGCUUGCUAAUGGACAUUGAGACUAAGUUUUUUAUUCUUUCAUUAUAUUGAUUUCUAGGGCUUAGAUUCUUUUAGAGAGCUUAGCAAAUAGAGCUACAUAUGCACUAGCA
Molecule: messenger RNA, 2139 nt
Organism: Thermothielavioides terrestris NRRL 8126
Lineage: Eukaryota; Fungi; Ascomycota; Sordariomycetes; Sordariales; Chaetomiaceae
Exons: 3
Coding region: 236-1960 (574 amino acids)
Biological process (GO): prolyl-tRNA aminoacylation
Cellular component (GO): cytoplasm; mitochondrion
Molecular function (GO): proline-tRNA ligase activity; ATP binding
Source: RefSeq, a predicted model, not a curated record